AUGUCUGGCCGAGGCAAAGGUAAAGCUAAGGGCACCAAGUCCAAGACUCGCUCAUCCCGUGCCGGACUUCAGUUCCCCGUCGGCCGUAUCCAUCGUCACCUCCGUAAGGGCAACUACGCUGAGAGAGUAGGCGCCGGUGCACCUGUAUACCUUGCUGCAGUCCUAGAGUAUCUGAGUGCUGAGAUAUUGGAGCUUGCCGGUAACGCUGCUCGUGACAACAAGAAAACGAGGAUAAUCCCGCGUCACCUACAGCUUGCCGUAAGAAACGACGAGGAGCUGAAUAGGUUAUUGCAUGGUGUUACCAUUGCGCAGGGCGGGGUCCUACCAAACAUCCAAGCAUCUCUUCUCCCGAAGAAGACCGAGAAAAAGAGCAAGUGA
Nematostella vectensis (starlet sea anemone) is the source of this 378-nucleotide messenger RNA. Its product is annotated as histone H2A-like. The coding region runs from base 1 to 378 and encodes 125 amino acids. The record is from RefSeq and is a predicted model, not a curated record. Lineage: Eukaryota; Metazoa; Cnidaria; Anthozoa; Actiniaria; Edwardsiidae. Gene Ontology annotation, molecular function: DNA binding; protein heterodimerization activity; structural constituent of chromatin. Gene Ontology annotation, cellular component: nucleosome. The transcript has a single exon.